AUGGCUACACCAAUGAGUGAUGAUAAUGUCGAGAAAAUUCUCGAACCAUUUCGAACAGCUGUUAAAGUUCAAGGUGAUCGUGUGAAAGAAAUGAAAGACAAUAAUGUGAACAAAGAUGAUCCCGAUUUCAAACAAGCUAUCAGCGAACUGAAAUUACGUAAGAAAGCUUUAGAGGAUCAGAUUACGAAAUGGAUGCCCAAGGAAGAAAGUAUUGAUCGUUUGAAAAUGGAAGAUUUACUCAAACGACGAUUCUUUUAUGAUCAAUCGUUUUCAAUCUACGGUGGUGUUAACGGUCUUUAUGAUUAUGGUCCGAUGGGUUGUGCAAUUAAAGCCAAUGUAUUGGCUGAAUGGCGACGACAUUUUAUUCUCGAGGAGCAAAUGCUUGAAGUUGAUUGCUCAAUGUUAACACCGGAGAUUGUUUUAAAAGCGUCUGGUCAUGUUGACCGAUUCGCAGAUUUUAUGGUGAAAGAUGUGAAAACAGGUGAAUGCUUUCGUGCGGAUCAUUUGAUUGAGGCUCAGCUUGAAAGGCUACUCAAGGCAAAGGAUAUUAAUCCUGAAAAGAAGGCAGAAAUCGAACGUUUAUUACCGCAGAUUGAUAAUAUGAAAGGUCCAGAUAUGCAAAAAGUCAUUGAACAAUAUAAAAUGAAAUCCCCGGUUACCAAUAACGAUCUGUCGGAGCCUGUUACGUUCAAUUUAAUGUUUGCAACUUCGAUCGGUCCAACCGGUCAAGUGAAAGGUUUCCUUCGCCCGGAAACAGCUCAAGGCAUAUUCGUGAAUUUCAAACGAUUGUUAGAAUUUAAUCAAGGUCGUUUACCAUUCGCUGCUGCGCAAAUCGGUAACUCAUUUCGAAAUGAAAUCUCGCCCCGAUCAGGUUUGAUUCGAGUUCGUGAAUUUACUAUGGCUGAAAUCGAACAUUUCGUUGAUCCAACUGACAAGAGUCACCCGAAAUUUGAAACGGUUGCUGAUCUUCAAAUUCAACUCUACUCAGCAUCGAAUCAAAUGAGCGGUGAAUCAGCUCAAGUAGUUCGUUUAGGCGAUGCGGUCAAUUCUAAAUUGAUCAACAACGAAACUCUCGGUUAUUUCAUCGGUCGUAUUUAUCAAUUCAUGACUAAAGUUGGUGUCGACAAGCGUAAAUUACGUUUCCGUCAACAUAUGAGCAAUGAAAUGGCUCACUAUGCCUGCGAUUGUUGGGAUGCCGAAUGUAAAACAAGUUACGGUUGGGUAGAAUGCGUUGGUUGUGCUGAUCGAUCAUGUUAUGAUCUAACACAGCACAUGAAAUUCAGCGGUGAACGUCUUGUUGCCGAACGUCCACUUCCAGCUCCGAAAAAGGUUCAAGUUAAUGAAGUUCAAGCUUAUGCGAAUGUGAUUGGUAAAUCGUUCGGUAAAGACACAGCAACUAUUACAAAACAUCUACAGCAACUUUCGCAUGAUGACGCACGAGCAUUACACGACAAACUUGAACAAGGUGAUGAAAAAAUCAAUAUUGAUGGCAAAGAAUUUGCUAUCACACGAAAGAUGUUUACAUUCCGAUCCAUCGAAAAGACAGUACAAGUGGAAGAAUUUGUUCCAUCGGUUAUUGAACCAUCGUUCGGUAUUGGUCGUAUCAUGUACGCUAUGUGGGAACAUAACUUCCGCAUCCGACCCGAAGACGAACAACGCACAUAUUUCACUCUACCGCCAUUGAUUACUCCGUACAAGUGUGUUAUUUUACCGUUGAGUGGUAACGAAGAAUUUAAACCAUAUGUUAAGCAAAUCUCUGCCAUAUUAAUUCAAGCUGGCAUUUCGCAUAAAAUCGAUACGAGUAGCGGUACAAUUGGCCGACGGUACUCACGUUCCGAUGAAAUCGCUGUACCGUUCGCAAUUACAAUUGAUUUUGACACACUUAAACAACCGUAUUCAGUGACAUUGCGUGAACGUGAUACAUUUAAACAAAUUCGUGUUAAGAUUGAUGAGAUCGCAACUAUCCUUCAAGGUCUUUCUACUGGUACAGUCACUUGGGGUGAACUGUGUACCCAAUAUCCGGAAUUUGUUGAACAACAAACAACCAAAGAACAGCAAUAG
Adineta ricciae is the source of this 2061-nucleotide messenger RNA. The record is from the annotation of a GenBank genome assembly. Lineage: Eukaryota; Metazoa; Rotifera; Eurotatoria; Adinetida; Adinetidae.